Meloidogyne enterolobii is the source of this 1992-nucleotide messenger RNA. The record is from the annotation of a GenBank genome assembly. Lineage: Eukaryota; Metazoa; Nematoda; Chromadorea; Rhabditida; Meloidogynidae.
CCGGGUCCUAAAGUACUCGGACCAACGUAAAAACACCAUUUUUGGGGUUCUCUCAUCAUGACAUAUCCGCACACAAAACAUCCAUUUGCAUGAUUAUCCGGGCUUAUUAGUAAAUGUUUCAUUUGUUUUACAUUUUUUUUCAAAUUAAUCGUUCCUCUUUUUUUUAUUAUUGUCUCAUUAAAUAUGUAUUUGUGGCCAUUUAUUCCCUUCUUCUCUUCACUUUAAUUUCCUCCACUUUUAAAUUAAUCGGAUUUAUUUGCCCCCCUUUUUUUAAAUUUGAGGUCAGUUCUCUUCACUUAAAUAGCCAUACAUUUAUUUUUGACAAAAGAGGAGAUUUUUAAAGACUUGCGCUGAUCAAUAAAUAAUUGGCCUUAUUAUUAAAUUAAAAUGUCUAUUAAUAUUUUUUAUAAAAUUUCCUUUUUAAUUAAUUUCUUUAUUUAUUUUAUUGCUACAAUAAUUUGUCAUUUUUCAUUUUCUUUUAAAUUGCCAUUACCUACUCUUGUUCCAAUACGUUAUGACCUUCAAUUUCAACUUCCAACAGCCUCAGACAAAGACCCUUUAGUUCCAACAUUUGUUGGUACAGCAAAACUAGAAUUUCAAUUAACUAGACAAAUACCCCCAUACGAAUCUAAACAGCAAUAUUUAAAUAAUAAUGAAAUAAUUAAAUUAACAUUUCUUUCACAAAAAUUAGAUCAAUUCGAAAAUAUUACUUUAAUUCGUUAUGGGGAAGAUGAAGAAGAAAUUAAUUUUAAUGUUGAUGUUGAAUUACGCCCUCCAUGGGAAAUUGACUUUUUAGUUAAGGAAGAAGGAAGGGAAAAUAAAAAACUUUUAACUGGCCGUUAUAUAUUAAAUAUUGGAAGAUUUGAAGGUAUAAUAACUUACAAUAAAGGUUUAUUCUAUAGAGAUGCUGGAGGAUUACCUUUAUUAGCUAGUAAUUUUUUCUUUGAAUUUUCGCCUUCUUUGUUUCCACAAUUGGGUGGCCCUUUACAGAAAACUACAACUAAAACAUUAAUACAAACACAGCCACCUUUAUUUAUUUGGACAAAUCGUUUAUUACAUACAGCAAUCUUGAAACGAGAAUUGGCAAAAAUAUCUGGCCCUGUAUUUGAAGCAAUAUCUUCUUUAUUAGGAAAUGAACGUUUACCUUUAAAUGCUUUAAAUUUAUUAAUUAUUGAUGAUUUUAAUAAUUCUACACAUUCUUUUGGAUUAAUAACAAUUUCUUUAAUUCAAUGGGAGGCUGCUGAUCAGGCUCAUAAAAUUGCUUUAUUAGCUAGACAAUUUGCUAGGCAAUGGUUGGGGGGAAUGACUACAGUAGCAAAUGCAGGAAUUUUUUGUUUACAAGAAGAUAUAGUUGAAUGGUUAACACAUAAAAUCAAAACUCAUUGUUCACUUAAAGGCGUUUUAUUUUUAAAUUCAAUAGAACGUUUAACCAAUAAAAGUGAAUUAACAAUGCUUGGAAUUAUUAAACGUUUAUUAGUCCAACAACGUUAUAGACAUUUUAGAUUAGAACAUUUAGAUGAAUUAUUGAGACCUUUAUUAAUUGAUAGUAUUGAUAUUGGACAGGUUUUUACUUUUUGGUUUAAAAGUGGAGGUAUACCAAAUUUAUUAGUGGAAAAAUCUUCAAAUAAAAAUAACAAUCGUUUACGGCUUGUUCAAUUAAAUAAUGGCAGACAAUCCCAACAAUUAUUAAAUGGAAUACAACAUUGGGCUAAAAUGCCUUUAUGGCCUUUACCUAUUGAUAUACAAAAUGUUUCUUUACCUUUUAAAUUUAUGUUAUCACAAGUUCUUGAAUUAGCGCCACUUGAUAGAAAAUUGUUGCCUUUAACAAAUCUUGGAUUUGUUAAUUAUGACUUAAAAAGUUGGGAACGUAUAGUUCACGAACUUGGAGAUACUUCUACUUUAAAUGUAUUAAAUGCAAAGUCUCGUGCACAAUUACUUGGAGAUUUUUGUUAUUUUAAUGCUUUUGAUGGUUUUAAAUUAUUUAUUUUUUAA